Messenger RNA from Theileria annulata, 2241 nucleotides. RefSeq lists its product as uncharacterized. The transcript has 11 exons. Lineage: Eukaryota; Apicomplexa; Aconoidasida; Piroplasmida; Theileriidae. The record is from RefSeq and is a predicted model, not a curated record. Gene Ontology annotation, cellular component: membrane; endomembrane system. The coding region runs from base 1 to 2241 and encodes 746 amino acids.
AUGGAACAAAUUACACAGCCCGAACAACAGCCCAAUCGCAAUAACAGACAAACCAAUUGGAUUAUACAGUUGAUAUUUCAGUUAAUAAUACUGCGUGUGAUCUUUUCGUUGUUUUCGAAUUAUAAGAAGAACUCGCCACUAAACCAAACUGAAGUACUCAAAACAUUCAAAAAUUACCUCAAACCAGAUGAACUCUUCGAUGUGUAUGGAGUUAUAACGAAUGAUAUAAGGAUAGAUUUGGAAAAUAUUGAGCCAAGCCAGAUUGUGUAUAGGAACGAGAAUAAAUCGUAUUUUUACAAGAGAAACGCACCUUUCGAGCCGUUUAACCUCAAAUACAAACCCUCGCAGAAAUUUCUUAAAGAUAAACAUGAUAAACUAUUCCUCACAGUCUUUAUUAUUCCUCAUAAAGCCUAUCAACACAAACAUGCUGAAUUCAAUAAAAGCACUUUUAAAGAAGGCAUGGAAGGACAUUAUAUAUUGAAAACAGUGCCGUUGACAAGGUAUAAAAAGAAUGUAAAACAGUCGGCAGUGAGUUUGAUGAAUUCGGAAACGAGUGUGGAAAAGGUUAGAGGAGAUGAAGAAGUUAAGUACUGGGUUCCGAGAGUUGAUGUGAACUUAGUCUAUGACGAUAAGGAGCAUUUGCAGGUGAAAAAUGAUCCAUACUUUGAUACAUUCACUAAAUAUUACGAAUAUCAUCUGUAUGACCCUGUGUUAUACCUGUCACAAUUUUGGGUAUUGGAGGAACAUUUGGUGCCAAUACUCGUAGAUAGUGACAGUGUGAAUAAUGGUAAAACUGAAAGAUAUAACCCUGCAAAAGUGUUUAAAGAAAUAGAGUAUGAAAAGAAUUUAUUUCUCAAUAGUUUUGUAACUGAUCCUAAUCUUUCCCCUUCCAAUAAUCUGCAACAAAUCAAUUCACUCUUUAAUAACACUGUAAAUACUCUAAAUAGUGGUGAUAGUGUUAAGGAUACUGAUAAGAUUGAUGUGGAAGAGGAAAUGAAAAAAUUAAAUAUGGCUGUAGAUGAUGUUGAUCGUGGAUUAAUUGAGGGUGUAGUAGAUAAUGGACUGGUCAAAAAAGAACAUGAAAGUUUAAUUAGUGAUGUUGUGGAGUUGGAUAUUUUGAUAAAUUUUAGUAUAUGCUCGCCAAUGUAUUAUAUGUUUAUGAGCCAAAUGAAUGUAAAUAAGAAUAUCUUGGGAAUUGAUAACACUAAAGAAUUGGAUACCAUCAAGAAAAUGUUAUUGAAUACCUCACCCUAUUAUUUAGUUUUUUCAUUUGUUUUCAUAUUAUUACAUUCGAUCUUCUCAAUGUUUGCUUUUAAAAACGAUAUACAAUUUUGGAUAAACAAUAAAUCAAUGGAAGGAUUGUCGACAAUAACUUUAGUAAUAAACUUGGUUUCAGAGGUUAGUAUUCCAAAUCUUACCAGCUACUUUAGAGAAUUAGGAUUUAUUAACACUAGCUAUAUAAUAAUAAUCGCGUUGUACGUGUACGAUGAUGAGAACCGCUCGUACAUGAUUCUGUUUGAGAUUCUCUUGAACAUCUUCUCAUCGUUCUGGAAACUCACCAAGGCAAUCAAGGUCAAAUUCCACCCAUUUUACCCUUUCAUCACCAUCUCACACACAACAAAUCGCAAUAAAAUACAUGUCGAUGUUAUUAACACCCUGCGUAACUCAUUAGAAUAUACCAAUUUUAGUUAUAUAUAUAUAUAUAUUCCAUAUUGGGGGAUAAUCACAAGUCGUGGUAUUCAUAUUUUAUCUCAGUUUUGGCUGGAUCAGUCUAUACUUUUGGUAAUGAAUUAUUUUACAGUUUAUUUAUUUAGUUAUACUAAAUUAUAUGAUUUAGGAUUUAUAAUGAUGACACCUCAAUUGUACAUAAACUACAGACUAAAGUCUGUUGAGCAUCUCCCUUGGAGAGCACUUAUCUACAGAUCACUGAAUACUUUUGUGGACGAUGUGGCGUCAUUCUUAAUUGAUAUGCCAAUGCUUCAUAGGUUGUCCUGUUUCAGAGACGACAUCAUCUUCUUCUGCUAUCUCUACCAGAGAUGGAAAUAUAAAGUCGAUCCAAACAGAACAAUACAUAAAACAAAUGAUACUAAUGCUAUAGAAAAUACUCCUAACACGACUGAUAAUGGUGGUAACACCGUUGAUGAUGGUAACAAGACCCAAGAGUUGGCUGAUAAUAAUGUAAAGGAUAAUAAUGAAGGAUCGGAUGAAAAGGAGUUGGAAAGUGUAAGAAGAAGAAAUUAA